Contarinia nasturtii (swede midge) is the source of this 751-nucleotide messenger RNA. RefSeq lists its product as uncharacterized. Lineage: Eukaryota; Metazoa; Arthropoda; Insecta; Diptera; Cecidomyiidae. The record is from RefSeq and is a predicted model, not a curated record. The transcript is spliced from 4 exons. The coding region runs from base 71 to 625 and encodes 184 amino acids.
AUUCAAGAUAGCAGUUACGAUUCCAUUUUGCAGAAAGUCGCACAAGUGUAAAAUAAAAAAAUAAAAUAAAAUGAAGUUACUUCCAAAUUUACUUGUUUUCGGAUUUAUCCAGAUUUGUUUUGCCGCAUCGUUGGUGAAAAGACAGGCAGAUUCAUUGACUUCUUCAAAUAUUCAUCUACUUCGAAAUGAACUAGUAAAAAUCCCAAAUGCCGAUACAAAGGCUAUUGACAAUUUUGUGAAAACUUUGGAGGUUUUUGAAAAAAAUUCUACUGAACAACAAUUUGACGGAAUGGUGAAACUUCUGGCUCUUGCCAUGGAUGUAGAUUAUCUGAAACUCAAUCAAACAUUAACAGAAGUUGAUAAAAGUGAAGAAAACGAAGCCGGUGAUAAUAAUGAGUUAAUUUCUGGAGAAUCUAAUAGUUCAGAAGAAUAUAUGACCGAGGAUCAACUGAAGAAAUUAGAAACAGCACUUUCGUCACAAUUUACACAAUCACAAACUGAAAUUGCAAUGAAAUUUUUCCACGCUAUGGACAAAGACGCUUCAUCGGAAGAGAGUGAAUCUGCUAUAGUUAUUCUUUUUAUGACACCAAUUUACCGUGCUUUUAAUUUAACCAAGACAAUUUAAUGAUACUAAUACUAUCGAAGCAAUUCACAAUUGACUUAGCAAUGCACUUUUUUUUAAACAUUUGUUUUAUUAAUCAAGCAAAAUACUCUGCAAUCACGAUUUGAAUAAAUGUUAAUAUUCACAUAA